CGCUUGCACAGCGGCACUCGACGUCACGCCUGCAUGACGGUCCCUGUCCCGCUCCUCCUCUCCAAGGUCGUCGUCGUCGGCACCGGCCUCCUCCUCGGAGCCUUCUACGUCCACUGGCUCGCAGACCACCCGCUCAUCUGGCAAGGCCCCGCACCACCAGACCACGCCGUCGCCAACGCCCUCCGCUACUACUCGCAGUUCUACCACUCGCCGCCGUACUAUGCCGGCACCCUGACGGCCGUCGCCGUCACCACCAUCCUCGCCACCAUCGUCAAGCUCGUCCUGUCGCCCGUCGAGGGCCUCCUCUUUGACGGCGCAACCCUCACGCUCCUCCUGUCGGCCCUCACCGUCUACACCUCGAACGUGCUCGCCGCGCUGCGCUUCCUCCCGCUCGACGCCCUCCCGCCCUCGUCCUUCUUCCCCUCGGUCGACCCGGCGACCACCCUCGCGCGCGUCAAGGGCGUCGCAGGCGGCAGCCUCGGACCGGUGCGCCUCGUCGAGGCCCUCCAGAGCGUCGCAGCGUCGCACAUGAUCAUUGCCGUCUCGCUCACCGGCGUCCUCGCGAUCCAGGGCGCCCAGGGCUGGGCCGAGCGCCCCUCCUCGACGGCGCACCCGGUACCCGCACCCGCGCCUGCGCCCGAAGCGCGCAAGGUCACGGACACGGCGAGGUACGAGAUGUCGGCCACCGCCACGUCCACAACACCUCUGGGCGACUACCUGGCCCGAUCAGGAGGGUUGUUCCACCCUGCCCUCGUGUCUAAACAAGAUGCGUACGGCACGUCCAUCUUCAACGGGCCCGACGCGCUCAAAGCCGGCGCCGAGAUCGUCAAGUGCCCGUUCGCCCUCGCCCCCAACCACGAGCUCAUGGCCCUGUACCUGUGCCUGCACGUCCUCGACCCGUCGGUCGUCCGCGCCAUCCCCGACCUCGACCUCGCCCACCAGGUCUACGUCGACCACCUCCCGACGAGCGAGUCGAUGCGCACGACCCUGUACUUCUCGCCGGCCGAGCGCGAGCUCCUGCGAGGGAGCAACCUGUACGGCGCGACCGACGAGAGGGAGCAGGGGUGGCGGCAAGAGUGGGACGAGGUGCGCGGGUGGAUCGCAGACGAUGCGGUGCGAGAGGGGCUCAGCUGGGACAAGUGGCUGUGGGCGUGCACCAUCCUGUCAUCCCGGGCCUUUCCGUCGUCGCUCAUCGACGGCGACAAGGCCAACUCGACGCCCGUCCUCUUCCCCGGCAUCGACAUGCUCAACCACCGCCCAACCGCCAAGGUCACCUGGUCGUCGGACGUGCACGCCGAGGUGGCGUCGAGUGACGGCGAGGGCGACAAGGGCAGCUUGACGAUCGUCCUCGACGAGGACGUUCCCGCAGGCGAGCAGGUGUUCAACACGUACGGCGCCAAGUCGAACGAGGAGCUCCUCCUCGGCUACGGCUUCGUCUUGCCCUCGAACCCGGCCGACUUUCACGCGCUCAAGCUCGCCAUCCCGCCCUCGUGCUCGCCCUCGCUGUUCGACCUCGUCGACUCGCUCAAGCUCGACAACCUGCGCCACUUUGUGCCCCGCAGCGGCGAGCUCCCGCCCGAGCUGCUCGCACAGAUGCGCCUCCUCGUCGCGCAGCCGGACGAACUCGACGAGGUCAAGGCGCGCGCCGCCGCUGCCGCAGGCGGAGGGACGCACGCGUGGAACGAGGUCGCCGGGUUCCUGAGCUGGGAGAACGAGCUCGACGUGCUCGCCUCGCUCGAGGGCAUGCUCGAGAGCAAGCUGCACGCGUUGCGGCAGGGCGCGGCGGGCGCGUCGGCCGAGGGGGUCAGGCCCGAGGUCGCGCACAUGGUCGAGGUCUACCGUCAGGGCCAGAUCGACAUCCUCGAGGCGGCGAUACGGUACCGCGAGCAGCUGUUCGAGGCGACGGUCGCCAAGGCGGAGGAGGCAGGCGUCUCGCUCGCGUUCGAGGACGACGAUGAGAUGGAGGACGAAGAGGAAGGAGGCGAGAGCGAGGAGGAAUUCGCAGACGAAUAGGAGACGCGUCGGUUCGAGCUC
This is a messenger RNA of Rhodotorula graminis WP1, 2034 nucleotides long. RefSeq lists its product as uncharacterized. Gene Ontology annotation, biological process: peptidyl-lysine monomethylation. The record is from RefSeq and is a predicted model, not a curated record. Gene Ontology annotation, cellular component: nucleus. Bases 34 to 2013 code for a protein of 659 amino acids. The transcript has 10 exons. NCBI's taxonomy places the organism in Eukaryota, Fungi, Basidiomycota, Microbotryomycetes, Sporidiobolales, Sporidiobolaceae. Gene Ontology annotation, molecular function: protein binding; protein-lysine N-methyltransferase activity.